AUGAAGGCCUCAUCCAUCCUCUUCUUCACCACCCUCGUGUCCAGCGGGCUGGCCCUGAGCAUCGACACCAGCAUCCUCAAGAGCCUCCAUCUCCGAGCAGCCGAAGACGCACAGCCGGCCGUCGCCCCGGAAGACAUCUUGAACCCGGUAGUCAAGGCGAGAGAGUGCGAAGAACCAGCCGAACCCGAAGAGCCCAGCGAAGCAGAGCGCAAGAACGGAGCCAAGCGCCCGUCCCGCCCAUCUCGGCCCUCCAACUGCUAA
Messenger RNA from Colletotrichum karsti, 261 nucleotides. RefSeq lists its product as uncharacterized. The transcript has a single exon. The coding region runs from base 1 to 261 and encodes 86 amino acids. The record is from RefSeq and is a predicted model, not a curated record. Lineage: Eukaryota; Fungi; Ascomycota; Sordariomycetes; Glomerellales; Glomerellaceae.